AUCUUCUUUUCCCUAUAAAAGCGAACCAACUACAGGUCUACUAGUUCAAGAGGAUUAAAAAUGGGACGUACAUAUCUCUAGUUUGUGUGUGAAUCGAACCCCAUCCCAUCUCGGCCGUCCAUUUGUAUGGCUAUCAAAUGGUGUUAGAUUCACGCACAAACUCGUGAUCUGUCUCGUUCACCAUACCCUACUCCUGCUGCUUUUGGCGCCACUUCUUUUUAUAAUUUUACGGUUUUCCCUCUCUUUUCAGCGCCCCUGGCGGAGUCGUAGAAAAGGAGAAAUCAGUCAAUCUCAUUCACACUGUUUCAGAGGAGUACUCAGAUCAGAUGGCUACUGGAUCUGGAGAGGAGUCAACAAGCGCGAUCAUGGAUGAUUACGAGACCUUGAUUUCGACGACCGACGUCGAGCUCUUGAAGAGGGCUUGGCGUAAUGAGAAGGCUGCUCCGGAGAUUCUUCAGUACGAAUCUUCUUUGGUUCAGAGAAUCAAAGAGCAGAUCGAAUUGGCGGAGCAAAACGUGGAGAUGUUUGAAGCGGACAGUAUAGAUCCCCUUACUGUGUCACUUUACCAGAUGGACCUCGAUAGGACUCAGUUUCUGUUGAGAUCCUAUCUCCGGGUUCGCCUCCAGAAGAUUGAGGAGUACUUGUUCCACAUUUUAAAAACUGAUGAGUAUCUAAACCGGCUUUCAAAGCAGGAGCAGAUGUUUGCACGAAGGUGCACUGAUGAUCUGGGAAAUCAUCUCGAUGAGACUGUUCUGUCAAAAUUGCCUGAUAAUUAUCAGUCCAUACUAAAGCAAUCCAUAACAAGCGAAGAGGAUGAUAUGGUGCCAGUGCCACGGUUGGACACAUUUAUUAUCUGCAAAGCCAAACAAUAUCUCUCGAGUAUUGACUUUGAGCCGGAGUACAGCACGGAAAUUACAGAGAUGGAGCGAGAUUUACUUACCUUUGUAUGUUACAAGUUCAUAAAGAGGCCUUUGGAGAAGGGGAAAAUAGAUUUGGUGUAAGCAUUGAUCCAACCACUUUGAUAAUAGUGGUUGUCAUAAACAGCAGGAAGUAAUAUCAGUGACGGCAUCGGGUUUUUCCUCCAAAUGGAGUUGGUAAGCACUUGUCAAGUUUGGUUAUACGCUCAAGGUGUAUUAGUAGCCUAUGGCAUCUUUUACGUGAACGUUGGAUGGGGUAUCAAGAACAUAUAAACUUAGUUUGAGUUUGGCUCAGAAUCAGAUUGAAGCGGGUCAAAUUUAAAUUUAGCUGUAAUAGUCCUGAAUCGGAUUAUAAUCGUAGGGCCGUUGGAAAAUGACGCUAUUAAAAUAUACACGUCAUCUAUCUCGUCAA
Messenger RNA from Hevea brasiliensis (rubber tree), 1329 nucleotides. RefSeq names its product DNA replication complex GINS protein SLD5. The coding region runs from base 327 to 1001 and encodes 224 amino acids. The transcript has 6 exons. The record is from RefSeq and is a predicted model, not a curated record. Gene Ontology annotation, biological process: double-strand break repair via break-induced replication; DNA-templated DNA replication. Gene Ontology annotation, cellular component: GINS complex. NCBI's taxonomy places the organism in Eukaryota, Viridiplantae, Streptophyta, Magnoliopsida, Malpighiales, Euphorbiaceae.